AAUAUUAUAUUUAAUUCUAGUUUGUUCAAACUGUUUUGUAACAAAAGCAAAUGUAUAAAAUCAAAAAAGUUAUAUAAUUUAAAAAAUGUUUUUCAUUAGCGUGAUAUUUAUAUAUUAUAAAUAGAUAAAUAACUUUAUUGCACAACAUGAAGAAAUUUGCCACUCAAUUCUGUAUUAUUUAAUAUUUAUGUAGCAGAAAUUGCAAUACACACAUUAAAUGUACAAAAAUUUGAUAAAAAUAAACCGAUAAAAACUCGUCAAGAGAAUUGCUUUUUCUAUUGACAAAGAUUUAGGAAAAUCUGUCGCUUACAGUGAUCGAGUAAAAUCGGAUGUUUUAAAUUGGGAGACUCCUUAUCACAGAAAAUAAACUUCAUUAAAAAUGUAAAACUAGUAUCCCGGCGUUUUGAUGUAACCGGUGGGGUUUAAAAUAAAGUACAGGCAAGCCUUCCAAGUCGUAUAUUUAGGGCGACGCGCAAGCGCGAUCCGAUUAAAAGCACUGAAGACUUGUAGUUUGAGCUUUCUCGAAUUCUGCUUCGUGUCGCGAUUCUAAUAGACGGAGUGUAACAACGAAUAAUAAUUUACCUCGUGUGUUUUCACCAAAUAAAUAAAUUUUCCACGUUAGAGAAAACAUUUAAAUCCGCAAAUUAAAAAUUCAUAUGUAACAUUUAGUUUGUGAAAAUCAUGCUGAAAUAAAUCGUGAUAUGGUAUGGUGAUGUUUAACUAAAGAGCCAAAAUGAAAGUGACCUUGAAUUAAAAAGAGAGAGAACGAAAAAUUAAAUAGUAUUUUUUAUUAAAUAAAAAAAAAUAAAUAUACUUUCUAUAAAUUCGCACGCGAAAAAAAUCAACAAAAGCUAAAAUAAAAUAAACGUUUUCAUUCGAAUUUAACGUUAAAAGAAGCAGCACCAUGGAUCUCGGUGGUGUGGACGUUUGGGGCCAGAUUGCCCUGGAAACGUCUCAGAUGUACGUUUCCGAGGGUGGUGCUGCUAAGAGUCGUACUACAAUAGAGAAACUACCGGACAAAGUUCUUCUGAACGUUUUUUGCUAUCUGUCGCAUCGCGAAAUAUGCAGGGUUGCUCGAGUUUGCAAACGUUGGCGACAAAUUGCGUAUGACACGCGUCUUUGGAAGCACGUGUCUCUAAGACCAGAAAUAAGCGGGCUUCACGUGAGCUCUCUGGAAAAUCUACUGCAUUUAAUCAGCGUACGUUUUGGACCGUCAUUAAGAUAUAUCGAAUUACCAAUAGAAUUGAUCACUCACACAGUUCUUCACGAGUUAGCUAAUAAAUGUCCAAAUUUAACGCACAUGUUAUUGGAUUUCUCGACUGCUAUGCAACUGCACGAUUUCUCGGAAAUGCAAGCUUUCCCAACAAAAUUGAAAUAUAUGUGCAUAUGCCUAUCUGAGGUUAUUUUUAUGGAAGGCUUUAUGCGAAAAAUUUACAACUUUAUUAAUGGUUUAGAGAUUCUUCAUUUGAUCGGAACAUACGAAAAGGUCGAAGAAGAGGAAGAGGAAAUUUACGAGGUAAUUAAUGUUCACAAACUCAAAUCUGCGACGCCGAAUUUGAGGGUAAUCAAUUUAUACGGAAUCAACUUUGUGGAUGAUUCGCAUAUUGAUGCUUUCUCCUCUAAUUGCAUCCAACUUGAAUGCUUAGCCGUGAAUUUCUGUGCCAAAGUGACCGGUUCGACCAUGAAGACUCUCUUUCAAAGGAGCAGAAGACUGAAAUGUCUUCUUAUGCAAGGAACAAAUCUCCAGAGCGAGUACGUCAUGCAAGUCGAAUGGGAAAAAUCCAGCGUCCAGGAACUCGAUGUUACCGCCACCGAUCUGUCGACGGAAUGCUUGAUCGAUAUGCUGACCAGGAUUCCUGGCCUUCGCUUUUUGAGUGCCGGUCAACUGAACGGUUUCAAUGACAGUGUAUUAAAAGCAUGGACCGAAGUCGGAAAUCCGCGAAACUUGAUAGCGCUAGAUCUGGAUAGCUCCGAUAAUCUGAGCGACGAUGCCUUGCAUAAAUUUCUGUCUAGACAUGGUCAUCAGCUGUACGGCCUUGCUUUGUCAGGCAUGCCGCAUAUUACCGAUCAGCUAUGGCAAAGUGUACUACCGAUUCUCACAAAUGCAAAAAUACUUGUAAUGGGUACUCAAGAGAGACUAGGUGUUAAUAUUCACGUGGAUCAGCUGAUGGAUGGAAUUGCCAAUAACUGUCUUGAUUUAGAGCGUCUGGAAUUACGCUGGGAUCCAGAAAAUUUGCGAUUUUCCGAUAAAAGUCAAAAAGCCAUUGAUAUCCUACGUGUCAAAUGCAUUAAGCUAAGAUGUUUAAGUUUAAGCGAUGGAAGAUACUAUGAAAUCGUCAAAGCAAAUUUCGAGCGAGCUGACAGACUGACUGUCGUUAGAACAACUACUUGUUGCAGAGUAUCAAACUAUUAUCUUUUGCAAAAUUAUAAGGAUUUAAUUUUUAAUUGACGCGAAUUUUAAUGAUCGAUUCUCACAUCGAGUUUUAUUGCGUUCCUGUUGAUGAAUUUAAACAAACAUGUGCCUAAAUAUAAAGCUCUCCGAUAUUUCUUUGUUAAGGUAUUAACGUAAAAUAAUACUAGCGCGAUAAGAAAAUAAAAUUAAUAAAAGAAGAUAAAGAAGAUAAAAUUUAUAUUGUAUGAUAAUACAAUGACAUGAUAAUUGUAAUUUAAUAUCACAAGUAUUU
Formica exsecta is the source of this 2684-nucleotide messenger RNA. RefSeq lists its product as uncharacterized. NCBI's taxonomy places the organism in Eukaryota, Metazoa, Arthropoda, Insecta, Hymenoptera, Formicidae. The transcript has 7 exons. Gene Ontology annotation, molecular function: protein binding. Gene Ontology annotation, biological process: positive regulation of protein ubiquitination; SCF-dependent proteasomal ubiquitin-dependent protein catabolic process. Bases 905 to 2449 code for a protein of 514 amino acids. Gene Ontology annotation, cellular component: SCF ubiquitin ligase complex. The record is from RefSeq and is a predicted model, not a curated record.